AUGUUUGAGGAAUCGCUGGAGGAAGAGUAUGAUGGCGCGGGGGCCUGUUACUCCCAAGACGGCUCGACCUUCCUGGAUUUAUUUGACGCCGAUGAAUACGCAGAAUGCAGGGUAGACAACCUCUACUAUCCGUUCGCAUCCAAGAAGACAGAGCGGCUUUUGCGUGUAUAUUCGGAAUGGUUAACAGGAGAUUCCGCUUGGGAAAUGCAAACACGACUUCCCAGAGGUGCUACAGUUCUCGGCACCGUUCUUUCAUCUGACAAAACCAACAUCACCACCAUGACUGGUGCCAGGGUUGCCCACCCUCUUCUUCUAGGCCUCGCCAAUAUCCGCAUGUGUACCCGCACAAACUCUCGUCUAAGGCUUUCCUGCUCACGGCUCUCCUUCCAAUUCCAAAGUAUCUACAUCCCAAUCAACGAAUGCGGGGCAUGCUUGAAGGACCGUCUCGUCCAUGAAUGCCUUUCGAUCUUUCUGAAGCCAUUGAUGAAAGCUGCUGAAGUCAGGAGUAUGAUGUCCGAUCCGGUAGGAAACGUCCGCCAUUGCUUUACCCCUCUCGCAGCAUACAUUGUUGAUACCCCAGAGGCGGCCAUGCUUGCAUGUGUGCGCGGAAAGACCUCUCCUUUCACCAUGGCCUCGUAUUUGCAGUUUGGGGAUAAUUUCCGGCACCCUGCUCGUACGCGCUCCAUCACUCUUGGACAGCUCGCUGGUAUUACGGUCAAUCCUGAUGACCUGGAGGCUUAUUUUGAGGCUUGUGCUGACUCGCGGCUGAACGGCGUCCAUGCACCAUUCUGGAUGGAUUGGCCGCUUGCAGAUCCCUCCAUUUUUCUGACGCCAGAAUCAUUGCACCACUGGCACAAAGAAUUUUACGACCACGAUCUUCAGUGGUGUAUCGUGGUCGUUGGAGCUCAGGAACUAGAUUUUCGAUUCUCGAUAUUACAGCCGACUACUGGUUAUCGCCACUUUUCUGGCGGAAUAUCUAAACUGAAACAAGUUACAGGUAGGGGCCAUCGUGAUAUUCAGCGCUAUAUCGUUGGCCUAAUAUCCGGUGCAGCCCCUCGUCGUUUUGUCAUCGCGAUCCGUGCGCUCAUGGAUCUUCGUUACCUAGCGCAGUGUCCUGCACCCGAUGACAAUCUCUUGGCGUGUAUCGACCGAUCUUUGUCGACUUUUCACGAACACAAAGAUGUUAUCUUGACCUUAGGCGCACGGAUGGGGACAAAGAGGCCUAUUGAAAAUUGGUAUAUUCCUAAGCUUGAGCUCCUACAGAGCAUCACUUCCAGCACGCGCAAAGUCGGCGCCCUCAUACAGUGGUCUGCAGACGCUACCGAGCAUGCACACAUUUCUGAAAUCAAGGAACCUGCACGGCAAACGAAUAACAAUGAUUAUGACCCACAGAUCUGUCGUCAUCUUGAUCGGGAGGAGAAGUUGCGACGUUUCGCAAUUGCCACAUCGCUCAAGAACCAUCCCGCAUCCCAUGAUCCCAAUUUUAGGGCCGAAGACAUUCUUGAAGAGGACGACCUGGACGAUGGAGAUGAACAGGAAACGAACGAUCCGCGAACGGCACUGCUCGAGGAGAUGAACCACACUCGUGUUGCGACCGAUUAUUUCCGCAAAGCCAGGCAAAUGGCUACUGCAAGAUGCGAUUCCAGUAUCCCUCAUCGAACGUUUAUUGCUGAAAACACUGCCAUCCACCUCAACUUCAGUCCAUCUCGCUCGGGAGUCAAACUUGAUGAUGUCAGUACUGACUUCAACUUACCGGAUCUGCAUGUUGCGCUUUCGAGCUUCUUACAGCAUGACGCGCGAGAGAGAGGAAUAGUUCAUGGGGUGGGGGGUCCAAGACAGAGACCGUCUAUCGAUCGUCCACCAAUCCUUCCAUUUGACCGCGUUCAAUUAUGGAAUACGGUUCGCCUCCAGCUCAAAUCUUUCCAUAAUCCCGAUAUUGUGUUGCCGGCUCAAACUAUCCAUGCCUCUCCUCCUGGCCCUGGGUGGCCAAAAGGUCGACGGGACGCCAUCCUCGUCAAUGUUGAUACCGCAUAUGAAUGGCCUAAAUCAGGUCUAUCAGGUUCUCGUAUCGCUUGGCGAGAUCAGUACCUUUGUUACGUGCGGCGUCUGAACAUUGGCCCCUGCGAUCCUGCCACUGGGAUGCAUGUGUUGAAGCGUGCAAAGCAUGCAGAUGGUACCCCUAUCUGUAGUAUCAUUCCUCUUCGCCAACUCCGUGCAUUUAUUAGUAUCAUCCCUCGUCUGGGGGAUGCGGCGGAUGUACGAUUGACUUCAGCUACGUCUACACAUUAUUCCCAAGAGUUUUUUUUGAACAAGUAUUUUGAUAAGGACUUUUAUUAUGCACUUCACAAUGCUACUACCCCCGAUAGCUAG
This is a messenger RNA of Suillus subalutaceus, 2370 nucleotides long. RefSeq lists its product as uncharacterized. The transcript has 4 exons. Bases 1 to 2370 code for a protein of 789 amino acids. The record is from RefSeq and is a predicted model, not a curated record. NCBI's taxonomy places the organism in Eukaryota, Fungi, Basidiomycota, Agaricomycetes, Boletales, Suillaceae.